GGUGUGGUUUCCUUUUUGUUGAUUUUAGUGGUAUAGAAUUGCUAUAGUCUCAUCUCAUCUUUCCUUCUCUCACCAACUCCAUCAUUAACAUCAUCAUCAUCAUCAUCAUCAACAACAACAACAACAACAACAACAACAACAACAAUGAAUUAUUACACUUCCCACUCAUCUUCAUCUUCUUCUUCAUCUUCUACUCCUCUUCUCCUCUUUCCCUUUCCCAAAACCCUACCUUUAUUAACCCACAAAUCUCUUGUAACAUAAAAUGGAUGAGCAACUUUACCAAGUUAGAGGAGAAGGCCUGCACCCAAGAUCAUCAAACACAUGUAUAACAAGUUCACUUGUGUUAGUUGCACCACCCUCCCCUACUAUUACUACCAGUCACUCCUCCUCUCUCUAUGCCCACCCCUUCCUCAACCACCAAAGCACCAAGCACUUGUCUCAAUCCUCCAUUAAUGGCGAUUCUCUCAAGGCCAGGAUCAUCUCCCACCCCCAGUAUACAAAUCUCGUUGCUGCGUACUUAGAUUGCAAAAAGGUGGGUUGUCCGCCAGAAGCGGUGGAGCAGCUCACGGCCGCUGCCGGAGAUGUUGCGGCGAGGCAUUGGGCUAUGCUGAGCCAUCCAGAUGCGCCACCCCCGUCGCCGCCGCCGCCCGUAGACCCAGAGCUUGAUCAAUUCAUGGAGGCGUAUUACCAACUGCUUGUGAACUAUAAGGAAGAGUUCACCAGACCACUCAACGAGGCAACUGAGUUCCUAAGAAGGGCCGAGUCACAGCUCAACUCACUCACCGAUGAACCCGUUCGCUCAUUCUCCGCAGAUGAUGGUGAAGAAAGAAGCAACAGCAUUGAUACGGGAGCUCCUGAGAUCGACCCGCGUGCCGAAGAUAGAGAGCUAAGAAGCCAUCUUCUUAAGAAGUACGGCGGGUACUUGAGUAGCCUUCGGCAGGAGCUGUCGAAGAAGAAGAAGAAAGGGAAGCUUCCGAAAGAAGCUCGCCAGAAGCUCCUAACUUGGUGGGAGAUUCACUCCACAUGGCCAUAUCCUUCUGAAAUGGAGAAGGCGGCUCUAGCGCAGUCGACCGGCCUCGAUCAGAAGCAGAUCAACAACUGGUUUAUUAAUCAGAGGAAGCGCCAUUGGAAGCCGUUGGAGGAGAUGCAGUUCAUCGCGUGGGACGGUAAUAAUUACCACCUGCAAGCGGAAUUCUACAUGCACGGCCAUUUCAUGAGCAACGCGCAGGCGAUAGAUGUGACCAAGAAGCGCUGAAGCUCUACAUACCGUUGCAUGGCUUUUCGAGGUCAUGUAAUUCUACUUUUGGGUCUUUAUGUUAUGGUGUUAAGUGUAUUUCAGUUCCAUAUAGCGUGCCGUUUUGAUGUUCUCACUAAGCUUUUCAUAUAGUUUAUUUGUAUACUUGCAUAAGCUUUAGAUACUUAGAUAGUUGCUAACACCAUAUUGUUAAUGGACUGAGACUAUCUAGUGUCCCAGGUUGUGCUUUUUGACUACAUAUUUAAGAAACUACUGUGUCUUGGAAACAAACUGGGUAUACGAUCAAUCGAUGAAGGCGCUGAUAUUCAGAUAUAGCGACAAUUUUUGAUAGGUGCAGAGCAACUUUAUCUUAUAUAUUGAUUAUGCUGCUCCAAAAGUAGUGAAUAUAUUAUAGGUACUACUUAUCAUAUUUUAAAGCUUUGUCGAUUACGAAUCAGUAAUUGAUCUGUAAAUAUUAGCUUCUAUA
Ananas comosus (pineapple) is the source of this 1721-nucleotide messenger RNA. RefSeq names its product homeotic protein knotted-1-like. The coding region runs from base 263 to 1255 and encodes 330 amino acids. The record is from RefSeq and is a predicted model, not a curated record. Gene Ontology annotation, biological process: regulation of DNA-templated transcription. Lineage: Eukaryota; Viridiplantae; Streptophyta; Magnoliopsida; Poales; Bromeliaceae. Gene Ontology annotation, cellular component: nucleus. The transcript is spliced from 5 exons. Gene Ontology annotation, molecular function: DNA binding; DNA-binding transcription factor activity, RNA polymerase II-specific.